Molecule: messenger RNA, 2375 nt
Organism: Biomphalaria glabrata
Lineage: Eukaryota; Metazoa; Mollusca; Gastropoda; Planorbidae
Product: trypsin-1-like
Exons: 8
Coding region: 202-1062 (286 amino acids)
Biological process (GO): proteolysis
Molecular function (GO): serine-type endopeptidase activity
Source: RefSeq, a predicted model, not a curated record
UGAAAAUGGGUUAACAUUGUUUUCAUUCUUAUGGUAGGUUGGACUCAAAUCAACAUUUGAAACGUAGUUACUAGACCUUUAUGUGUAGAGAACUCUAUUAGACAUACUCCCAUUGAAAAGUCAUUCUUAGCUAAACUAUACAGACGUAGGGGGAGUAAGGGACAUAACUGGAUAGCAAACUUAAUUUCCAGUUUCGGACUCAUGUUGCUCGCUAUAGUUAUCUUCCUUUUAGUUCCAGAAAAUGUUUUGUCAGGAACCUUAACUCUGCCUUGCUCUAGUAACGUCCUAUGUGGCCAACCAGUACACCAGCCUGUGAGUCUACGUAUUAUAGGAGGCGGUGAGGCUCCUGUAGGCGCAUGGCCUUGGGUAGUUUUGUUGACUGAAUUAGGCUACGUCUCUUGUGGUGGAGCUAUUCUAAACAACAGAUUUAUUUUAACAGCUACGCACUGUUUCCUUGGAAAAAGCUACGAUCCAAAAAGAUGGCAAGUCAUGGCAGGGAAACAUAAUUUAAAUCGACAUGAUCCUGGUGAACAAACUGUUAAUGUUACCAGGAUUUUCUUGCACAAGAAUUACAACAAUGAGACAGUGGCUAACGACAUCGCUUUGUUGAUGUUGGAACAACCGUUGACAUAUUCUAAUCUCAUAAGUCCCAUUUGUUUACCUACAGAAGACCAAGGAGUCAACACUGGAGAAAACUGUCUUCUAGCUGGCUGGGGGGCAACAAGAGGGACGGCCGAUCAGAUGGUACUAAACCAGGUUAUUCUACCAAUCAUAUCAGACGAUAUUUGCUCACUUUUGGACUGGUAUGGCUCAGAUUUUCUUCCCAAUACAACUUUCUGUGCAGGUUACGAGCAAGGUGGACAAGAUGGAUGUACCGGUGACAGUGGAGGCUCUCUUAUCUGUCGACGAAAUGGUUUAUGGUACAGUCAAGGUAUUCUGAGCUGGGGAUAUGGAUGUGGUGAAUACAAGUAUCCAGGUAUUUACACAGACGUCAGUAAGUAUGGCUCCUGGAUUUAUGACAUCAUACAACAGAAUACUGUCUGUAAUUCUCCAGUUGGCUGACCAUGAGAUCAACAAGAUGUUAUAUUAGUGUGUUUAAUUAAUGAAGUAUUUAAACUUUUGUCAUACUACUGGUGAACUAAUAUAUUUUACUGCUGUUACUAGCUUAUAUAAUUCUACUUAAGAAUAAAUUUAGAUUUAGUAGAUUCUUCACAGCAAAAAACUAACAUCUCUAGUACUGUAGAAAUAUAAGGACAAAUAGCUUGCUUGCUACUUGUAUCAUUUUUAUAAGAAACUACUACUUGCUACUUGUGUAUUAGAUCUGAGCUCUGAUUGGCUAAAUCGAAAUAUUUUUGUUAUGUUUGUAAGCAUACAGAAAAAAAAAGAACACAGACAUUAUAACUAUAUGUAGGUCAAUACAUACAUUUAUUCAAUACAAGAUGUUAACAUACUUACAACAGAUAACACAGCUGAACACACAACAUAAAAAAAACAGGUCAACACACAACUUGACAGCUUACAAAGCUCCACACACAACUUGACAGCUUACACAGUUCCACACACAACAUGACAGUUUACACAGCUCCACACACACCAUGACAGCUUACACAGCUCCACACACAACAUGACAGCUUACACAGCUCCACACAAAACAUGACAGUUUACACAGCUCCACACACAACAUGACAGUUUACACAGCUCCACAAACAACAUGACAGCUUACAAAGCUCCACACACAACAUGACAGCUUACACAGCUCCACACACAACAUGACAGCUUACAUAGCUCCACACACAACUUGACAGUUUACACAGCUCCACACACAACAUGACAGUUUACACAGCUCCACACACAACAUGACAGCUUACAAAGCUCCACACACAACAUGACAGCUUACACAGCUCCACACACAACAUGACAGCUUACAUAGCUCCACACACAACUUGACAGUUUACACAGCUCCACACACAACUUGACAGAUUACACAGAUCCACACACAACAUGACAGUUUACACAGCUCCACAAACAACAUGACAGCUUACAAAGCUCCACACACAACAUGACAGCUUACACAGCUCCACACACAACAUGACAGCUUACAUAGCUCCACACACAACUUGACAGUUUACACAGCUUCACACACAACAUGACAGCUUACACAGCUCCACACACAACUUGACAGAUUACACAGCUCCACACACAACUUGACAGAUUACACAGCUCCACACACAACAUGACAGCUUACACAGCUCCAUACACAACAUGACAGCUUACACAGCUCCACACACAACUUGACAGAUUACACAGCUCCACACACAACAUGACAGCUUACACAGCUCCACACACAACUUGACAGAUUACACAGCUACACACAC